AUGGCCGCCGCCGGCACAGCAGCGACGACGUCAAGCGCACCCAAACGCCGAACGGCUGAGUUUCACGAGAGCGUUUGGGGGGACUUCUUCAUUAUUCACGUCCCCCAAACUGAUGAGGUGGUAAAUAGCUGGAAUGAACAAAUUGAAGUAUUGAAGUCCAAUAUAGCGGGUAUGUUAUCAUCUCCGACUGACAACCAAACACUGAAUCUCAUUGAUCUGAUUGAGCGACUCGGCGUUGACUAUCAUUUUGAGGACGAAAUCGAACGAAUUCUCCGACAAGAGUAUGUGAAAAUUACCAGCGACGGUGACAAUUACAAUGAUGAUGACUUCUAUACCGUUGCACUCCGUUUCAGACUGUUAAGGCAACAUGGAUGUAACGUCUCAAGUGAUAUAUUCAAGAGAUUCAAGACUAGUGAUCAUGAAAGAGAUGAGUUCAAGCAAGAAAUGAUCAGCGAUGUCGAAGGCAUGCUAAGCUUGUACGAGGCCGCAUAUCUCCGGACGCAUGGGGAGAGUAUAUUAGAUGAAGCCAUCGCCUUCACAAAACCACACCUAACUGCUGCCGCCGGCGCCGAGGAUCUCAAACUGGCGGACUCGACUCUCGCCGAGCGGAUCGCACAUGCUCUGAAAUGGCCACACCGCAAAGGCAUGAAGAGGGUGGAGCAUCACUUCUUCAUAUCCAUCUAUGAACAAACGCAAGGGCACGAUGAAGCACUCCUCAAGCUGGCCAAGCUGAGUUUCAAUGUGGUGCAACACUUGUACCAAAAGGAGCUCAGAGUUCUCACCAAGUGGUGGAUCGAGCUGGAUCUGCCAAAAAGGACUUCGUAUGCGCGGGACAAAUUGGUGGAGGUUUACUUCUGGGCGAUGGGAUGCUUGUGGAAGCCCAAAUAUUCUCUGGCCCGAUACUGUUUCACGAGGGUUACCACAGUCGGGUCGGUUUAUGAUGACACAUACGAUGCAUACGGUACCAUUGAAGAACUUGAGAAGUUCACGGCCGCCAUCCACAGGUGGGACACUAGCAUGCAAGACGUAGAACCGAAAAUGAAAAUCAUUUUCGAAGCGAUCACUGAUUCGUACGAUACCAUUCACGAAAUGGCAAAGGAGGAAUUCGGAAGAUCGUAUUGUUGGGACUACGGAAAGCCGGCGCUAAAGAAUGCUGUAAGAUUAUACCUGGAAGAAGCGCGAUGGCUGGACAAAAAUUAUGUCCCGACCUUAGAGGAAUACAGGCGUGUUUCUUCGCUGAGCACUCUCUACCAAUGGGUAGCAUUUGCGGCAUUCUGCGGGAUGGGCGAAUCGGCUUCCCAGGAAGUCUUCGAUUGGCUAUUCACAGAACCUAAAUUGUUAGUAGCUUCCUCUGAACAUUGCCGUCUAAUGGAUGACGUUGUAAGCCACGAGUUUGAGCAGGAUAGAGGUCAUUCUCCAUCGUCUGUUGAGUGCUAUAUGAAGCAAUAUGGUGUGUCGAGAAAGGAGGCAAUCGAUGCCCUAACUGACUUGGUGGAGGAGAACUGGAAGAUAAUAAAUGGAGAGUUGUUGAAUCCGCCCGCUCAUGUAUCGAAAGAAAUUCUUUUGAUAUUUCUUGGUUUUGCUCAGAUUAUGGAGGCGCUCUACGCAGAUGGCGAUGGCUACACCAAUUCAGAGACCACCACCAAGGACAUGCUUACUGCUCUGCUCGUCACUCCAUUUCAUGUUUGA
Messenger RNA from Linum trigynum, 1689 nucleotides. The record is from the annotation of a GenBank genome assembly. Lineage: Eukaryota; Viridiplantae; Streptophyta; Magnoliopsida; Malpighiales; Linaceae.